AAUGACAAUGGACAACUUUCAAGAGGCCGUCCACGUUACCGAGAUCACCCACCAAAACCUCCGGGCGUUGUUGGAGGGAUGCACCGAGAGAGUCCUGCUGAUCGACACGAGGCCGUUCUUGGCGUUCAACGAUUGUCACGUUGUGAUGGCGGACAACACACACUUUCCGGCUAUCAUCAAGAGGCGAUCGAAGGGCUCUGUCGGCCUGGAUCUCAUUAUCAAGGACGGGGACAAGCGAGGGAAACUGCUGGCCGGUUUUUACUCGGACGUUGUCGUGUACGAUGAGAGCUCGGACGGACAACAACACCUUACCAGGGACAGCACAACUCAACUCGUUCUGAACGGACUCAGACAGAACUGUUCUAACUGCAGAGUGGCCUUCUUGAAAGGCGGUUUUGACAAGUUCAGCGCGGAGUACCCCGACUUGUGCCAGUGGAGCAGCCCGCCCGUCAGUCCCUUCGGUUUCUCCUCCCCAACAUCGUCUGCAACACUCACGGCCCACUCCACGUCAGCCUUCUCAACAGCGACCCCUGGCAGCGAGCCGGUAUACGACAGGGGCCAGCCCGUAGAGAUCCUGCCUUACCUGUACCUGGGCAGCGGCUACCACGCCUCAAGGAAAGAUAUGUUAGAAGCACUGGGUAUCACAGCCUUGCUGAAUGUCUCCCGUACCUGCCCCAACCACUUUGAGUCAGAGUACAUGUACAAGUGCAUCCCUGUGGAGGACACACAAAAUGCUGACAUCCAGGCCUGGUUUCAGGAGGCCAUCGACUACAUAGAUCUUGUAAAGCUGUCCGGAGGUCGUGUGCUGGUCCACUGUCACGCCGGCGUGUCCCGUUCAGCGACCAUCUGCCUCGCCUACCUCAUGCACACCAACAGGGUACGUCUGGACGAGGCCUUCGACUUCGUGAAGCAGCGCCGCAGCGUCAUCAGCCCCAACUUCAACUUCAUGGGACAGCUCCUGCAGUGGGAGGCCCAGCUCCACUCAGCGGCGCCUCCCAGUGGAAAUGCAAAGAACUGCAGCAGCCAUGGAGAAGUGCGCCCCUUCUGUUCCAGCCCUUCUACAUCUAUCUCCUCUCCCGCGCCCAGGAAAAGGAUCAGGUCGGCCUCGUGUGCUCCUCUCGCACGGUCGCCCUGUUUCGUCUUUCCCAUGCCAAGGCAAGACCAGCCGCUCAUGUCACCUUCUUGAGGAGACUUUGACGUCUUAAACAUUUAAGACUUGAUUGAAAAGACGCUGGUUCGUCUAUUUUUCAAGUCCAGCCACUGGCAAAGGUGCCAUGGACUGGCUGGAUUGCCUUCGUUGGCAAAGAGUUAGCAGCCUCGCUACUAAGUGUCAGUUUGUUAGGGUCCACCACUCAGAACUUUGCGGUAACAAGAAGCAAUUCCUAGUGACAAAAUAGCAAAUUUGUCUGUGAACAAUAUUGUGGAGUUCCUCUCUUUCCGGAUAGGAGUGGAUUAAAACCUCCAGUCUAGGAUAGCUUUGCCGUUUUUUCUACCCUCAAUGAGUGUGAGAAGUGCCCUGUACAACUGUUAUGGUAACAAAAAUACCUCAGUGCAAUAUAUUAUGCAAGAUUGUUCUUUCCAUAGUUGAACUAUCCAUAUUUAUUUCAUCAGGAAUGUUUAGUGUCAUAGGCACACAAGGCAGGGACAUAUACAAGUAGUUACAGCAAAGUGAGAAUUCUUUUGUACUUAAAAAAUACAGGAAAACUAGAGCGUAAAAUGGCAUUGACAAGUCAUAGAGAAUCAUGUUAAAGCUACCACCAAAGUGUACCUUUUUCACCAAGAAAGUUUUUGUAUUAUGUAGUGCGUGUAUAUGGAGCUUUGUAUGGGCUAUUCCAUCACACAUUUUUGGAGGACCAACAAAAAUCUUUCUCUAGCUGCCUAUUCUGAAAAUUUCCAAGUUAAUGAAAAUCGAAAAGCAAGCAUUUUUGACAUAACAUGUAGGUCGUUGAAGCCCCUUGACUAAGAUGGAAUAGCCCAUAGAUCAGUUUAUGUUAAGAUAAGAUGAUUUCAGAUUUAUAUUUUUUUCUUUGUUAACAUAUUGUGGAAGUCAUUAAAAUAUUGCUUUACUUUUUAUGUUACAUUGUCACAACUAUGCUGAACACUUUUUACUAGUUAUUGUUAUCAAAAAAAGCUUUUUUGUACUUUUGUAUAACAUUCUUUGGAGCAAAAUGUUACAUUCUGGGAUGGUAGUUGAAGCCUUAUAACAUGUAUCUGGAAAGUGAUUAACCCUUUUCCUGCUACCUUACCCCAGAACCAAUACAAAUCUGGUGCAAAAUAGCUACCUUAGCAGGUUGAUGGUUAACAUACUAUUCAAUAGAUGCAUUUUCCACUGUACACAACUACCAAGGUAUUGUGGGAUACAUUCCUGUAGACCUUCCAUGUUGGAAGGUUGGAAACAACUUGUUUUUACUACACAAGGACAAGCAUUUGUUGUACGUCUGCCAAAGAGUACUGUAUUCCAUGUUCUGUUUUUUAGAAGAAUAAAUUAUUCUGGACUGAAACAAGA
Molecule: messenger RNA, 2506 nt
Organism: Branchiostoma floridae (Florida lancelet)
Lineage: Eukaryota; Metazoa; Chordata; Leptocardii; Amphioxiformes; Branchiostomatidae
Product: dual specificity protein phosphatase 1-like
Biological process (GO): negative regulation of MAPK cascade; endoderm formation; protein dephosphorylation
Cellular component (GO): cytoplasm; nucleus
Molecular function (GO): protein tyrosine/threonine phosphatase activity; MAP kinase tyrosine/serine/threonine phosphatase activity
Source: RefSeq, a predicted model, not a curated record